UAAGGCUGUCCUGCUUACAGCAGUUGGCCAGAACUUUUAGUUUACUCCCUGCGGAUAUCUGCUAGACGUUCUCUUCCAAACCGGCAGACCUUUGCCCUGAUUUCUGUGUCCCUUUUUGGUUGGACUUGGAAUUAACUCAUUCCCCAUAAGCUGUAUCCGACCACCCCACACACCAGCGUCUAGGCAUGCCUUGGCUCUCCUCAUUCAUAUCUGGCAGCUUCAGAAAUGACCUCUUUCAUUUGGAAAUGAGUUUAAAUCAAAACUUUCCGUAGUUGUCUGGUGGCCGAAAGCGUUGUUGUCUUGUGCUGCUUGGUGGCCAAAGCAUCAGAGGACCAUGCCACAGCCUCUCGCUGCGAGGGUAGAGAAAGUGGGCGGAGAGGAGGGAGCCGAGGAAGGGCGGAGGUCACCCAGCCCUCCAGCCUGCCAAGGCUGGGAGCAUCUCUAGGUGCUCUGGAGUCCAGGACACAAUAGGUCCUGCCUGUGAUUCAGCGCUCAGAAGGGUCCUAGGGAGGCGGUGGAACCAGGGGUUGCGGCUGCGCGGGGCUGGUUGCGCCAUGGAACACCGGGCUCCGCGCUCUUCUGCUCCGGACACAGCCACUCGAUGGCCCAGGAUGCCGAGAUGUCUGCACUUCGAGGCUGCACAGUCGUGACAGAGAGAUGACUUGAGGGGGACGGCGUUUAUCUCCACAACGAUGUCCAUAAACAGUUCCAAGCAGCCGGCGUCCUCUGCAGCUGGACUCAUCGCCAACACGACUUGCCAGACGGAGAACCGGCUUUCAGUGUUCUUUUCAAUAAUCUUCAUGACGGUGGGGAUUGUAUCUAACAGCCUGGCCAUUGCCAUCCUCAUGAAGGCAUAUCAGAGAUUUAGACGGAAGUCGAAGGCUUCUUUCCUGCUCUUGGCUAGUGGCCUGGUGAUCACAGACUUCUUCGGCCACCUCAUCAACGGAGGGAUAGCUGUCUUCGUAUACGCUUCUGAUAAAGACUGGAUCCGCUUCGAUCAAUCGAACAUCCUGUGCAGUGUUUUUGGGAUCUCCAUGGUGUUCUCUGGCUUGUGCCCACUUUUCCUGGGCAGUACGAUGGCCAUUGAGAGGUGCAUCGGGGUCACCAACCCUCUAUUCCACUCUACAAAGAUCACGUCUAAGCAUGUGAAAAUGAUACUGAGCGGUGUGUGCAUGUUUGCUGUCUUCGUGGCCCUGUUGCCCAUCCUUGGACACCGAGAUUAUCAAAUCCAAGCAUCCAGAACUUGGUGCUUCUACAACACAGAGCACAUCGAAGACUGGGAAGACAGGUUCUAUCUCUUGUUCUUUUCUUCCCUGGGACUCUUAGCUCUCGGCAUCUCAUUCUCGUGCAACGCCGUCACGGGAGUCACACUUUUGAGAGUGAAGUUUAGAAGUCAGCAGCACAGGCAAGGCAGGUCUCACCACCUGGAGAUGGUCAUUCAGCUCCUGGCCAUAAUGUGUGUCUCCUGCGUCUGCUGGAGUCCCUUUCUGGUGACGAUGGCCAACAUUGCAAUCAAUGGAAAUAAUUCCCCAGUGACCUGUGAGACGACGCUCUUUGCUCUCCGAAUGGCAACCUGGAACCAGAUAUUAGACCCCUGGGUCUACAUUCUGCUACGGAAGGCUGUCCUUAGGAACCUGUACAAGCUUGCCAGUCGCUGCUGUGGAGUGAACAUCAUCAGCUUGCACAUCUGGGAACUCAGCUCCAUCAAGAAUUCCUUAAAGGUUGCUGCUAUCUCUGAGUCACCGGCUGCAGAGAAGGAGAAUCAGCAAGCAUCUAGUGAGGCUGGACUGUAAGUCAAUGCACAGCUAGAAGAAAGUUAUGGGAACUUCCGAAACAUCUUACCUGACCAGACUCAGAGCAUAACUGGAACACUUGGACCUCUGUGUGUAGUUCAGGAGUACACUGGUCAGACAAAGCUUCUGACUUUUGUUAUGCUGGCUGCUGCAUGGUUGUGCAUUUUCAUUUGUUGGUGUCAACAGGAGAUUCAACAUGGUGGAGUUAAGUAGAGUACACAUUUUAUCUGCGUGACUUAUGUUUUUGGAAUAAAUGAAUCUGUUGAGGCCCUGUGCCUUUAUUUGACCUAUUUUUCCAAGCACCUUAAUGCUACCUGCACCGUGACAUGGCCAUUUGAGGAGCACUGACUUGCAGACAAAGCUUAAAGUAACACAAGACUUUUUGUGUUUGUGUGUGCAGCUCUGCUCUGUUUACCAACCCACGUGUCCUCAAUGUCUGCAUGACCAUGACAUCUGAGUCUCGUGGUGACUUUGAUGGCCACUAUGUAGGCAGCUCAGCUUGACAUUGUGGGGCUGAUGAGGAUAAUCAUUCUUGUCACAACUCACAUGUGUGGUUGCUUGCAUUUGUUGUUGUGAAGGUCAAUUAUUUUUUCCACAUUGGCUGUCCUCCUAUAAAGUCAUAGGUUUUCAGUGUCUAAGUAAUCCCCCUUUCCUCUGAAAAUUGUAGAGGAAUACAGGCUUUAUCUUAGCACAGAUUCAGCUCAUGAUAGCAUAUCAUAAGCCCUAUUGUGGAUGAUGCAAACAUUGAAAUCCCACUUACACAUGCCAAGAACAUGGCAGACAUUGCUUUACCUGAGCUAUCAUUUCUGUGUCAGAGAAUAAAAAACGAUCAAGACACAUUCGAAGUCUCUUGGAGCUAUUGUGUUUCUGCCUUACACACACAGGCAUAAGGGAGUUCUGUUAACAGUAAUUUCACUAAAUAAGUUGAACCACACUUCCAAAAGCCUGUGUUAUCAGUGAGGAGUGGAAAGAUCUGAAAUUAGCCAGGAGUUGGGAUCCACUGUUGUGGUUAACCCGAGGCUAAGGGACAAGAUUCUGUCGCCAAGUUUCCCAAUCUUAAUUCACACUUCUCCUUUGUAUAAUUUAACACAAAGAUACUCAAUUUCAGUAAUCACUCUAAACAUUAGUUCCAUCAGUGACUACGGUUAGUGGUUAUAUUUUAUAAAGAAAUGUAUUUUCAUAUUUAAAAAAUUCCUUUCUUUUAUCGUUUGUCUUUAUUUAAAAAUUUCUAUUUUUUUCUUUGCUAUGUGUAUGAGUGUUUCACCCGAAUGUAUUUCCGAGCAUUACGUACCUUCCUAGAACUUACUUAAACCAGAAAAGGACAUCGGGUCCUUACAGAUGGUUAUAAGCUACCAUGUGGAUACUAGGAAUUGAGCCCAGGUUCUCUGGAAGAGCAGCUGUAGAGAGAAUUUUAAUCCAGCAAUUUGUGAAUUCAAUAGACUUAAAAUAGUACCUCCAACAUGGUUUCUCUGGCAAAAGAUCACAUCCGAAGAGCUUCUAGGUUUAUAUGAUCUGGCUUGAAUGCAGACAUUCUCUGGAUUAUAGUACAAUCUGGCUGUAACACAGACACACCCUUAGUACACACCUUUAAUCCCUAACAGUGAAGGAAAGUUAGUUUGUAGAAGGAAGUAGUCACUUUUGAAAUCGAUGUCCAGUUGAGGGUCAGACAGAGUGACGAAUCAGAGAAAGUUUUGACAGAAUGAGUUAGAGAAAGGAUGUGCUCAAUUCACGUGAGAACAGUACGGAAAGAGAGGAUGCCGAAAAGGGGAGAGAGAGAGAGAGAGAGAGAGAGAGAGAGAGAGAGAGAGAGAGAGGGAGGAAGAAGGAGGAGGAGGAAGAGGAGGAGGAGGAGGAUGAAGAUAAGGAGGAAGAGGAAGAAGGGAGGAGUGAGAGGAGGGGGAGGAGGAGGAGGGACUGCGGUGUGUGUUUAUGGUACCAGGACAGAUUUAUAUAGUUUGGCUGUAGGGAGAACAAGCUGGAUACAGGUGAAGACAGAGCAAACCAAAAAAUGAGAAGGAGCCAGAAGAGUAGACCUUAUUGACAAAGUUCGUAUGAGGCCAAGCAAGCAAUCAGGCAGAAGUGGAGAGAAGCCAGACUGAAUCAGUCAGCUUGGAAGAUUAGAUUGUUUGGAGGAUAGACGCUUUCAGGCCUAGGCCUAGGGAUAAUUAGAACAGAGAAAGAAGUGCUCUGGGCUCAGCCUAAGCUGUGUAUCCACAGAGCUAGAAAACAGGUUUCAUCCCAUCCCUUCAUCUGAGGAAAUAAAGGCAUCAUUUUCAAGUGCUGCUUAACUGCUGAGCCAUCUCUCCAGCCUUUCAAAACUGUUUUUAUCUGUAAAAAUAAUUUUGGAUUCUAGGAAUCCUGUAAACUCAACAAAAUAGUAUUUUUAAAAACCUCUGCUUUUGAUUGGUAGCUUACAUUGGAUAUGAUUACUGCUUUUGGUAAAUUCUCAUUAGUAAAUUAAAAGAAAUUAAGCAAACAGCCUCGUUGAAGACUUAAAGAAAAUUAUUUGUAGUGAUUUGAAAGGAGUACACACUAUCAUGUGAUAAUCUUAAUUUAAAGGCAAGUGAUCAAUCACACAGUUGAUUCUUAUGUAGAGAAUAUGUCAGAGAAUAGACAACAAUUUUUGGUGUAAAUUUAGCACGGGGUUGUAAAGAAUGUGCCCAGUUUAAGUGUAAGCUGAUACCUAUAUGUGGGUUAUUGUGAUGUAGAUAUGUAUACAUAUAUGUAUGUAAGUUCCCCUGUGCAUGCAUGUGUUUAUGAAUAUGUGUGUAUAUGUAUGUGUAUAUAUGUAUAAUGCAUAUGAUUGUAAAAGGCAUUACAAUUUAUGAUUAAUGUUACAUUACAUAAGUGUUAUCAUUUUUAACUUCAAGAGUACUCAAAGUUUGGAAAACCAUUUGGUCACUUCACGCACUUUCAGAGCAGAUUUCUUUCCUACAGCAAUAAGAUGUUGCUAUCUCACAAACUGAGGCUCAAAGAACCAAAUCUCUGUCUUUCCUAAUUAUAGUUUGCAUAACUCUGCAAUGAACAUUGGCAUGUAUUCCAACUGAGGAAAGGUAGUAAGAAGGAACUUCGAGACUCCAGGUCUCUUCAUAGAGCCUCUGAUACAGACACAAUUGUUCUUCUACCUACUUUGAUGUCUACAAUGAGACCAUCUUUUAACAUCAUGCUGUGCUGAAGGCAAGGCUCUGGGAAGAGCCAAGGAGUUACUCAGUGCAUAUUCUGGAAGAUUUAUCCAUGCUACUUGAGCAUACCGUUUAGGCAAAAAAAAAAAAAACCCAAAAAAACAGAAGAACAAAACAAAAUGAAAAACUGAUCUUAAGAUGAGGAUAAACCCACAGUGUAAAUAUAAAAAAUUGAAAAAGUUUCAUGUUAUACCUGACUCUAAAAUUCUGUUUGUUAUAGUGCCUGUUGUACCUAGUUUACUGUACAGUGAGCGAUAGAGAAUGUGCUCACUGAUAACUUCCAUAGGGCUGAGUAGAAGUGUGCUUUUUCUUAGCCCUUAAAAUAAAGAGUACAAGUAGUGCCAAUGCGUUCACUAAUGUGAGUGUUUAAGCUCUGUUCUGACAUUUAUAGCCUGUAGCAUGAGGUAAACUAUUGUCUGCACAACGUCACAUACUAUCUGAACUUUGGGUUUCUGGAGAAUUGCAACCUUAAUAUGCAAACAAACACUAAACCUUUUUGGGGUCUUUGUAAUUCUUUUAUGAAAAUGAGAUAAAAUACAUAUAACGUUUUUCAAGGAUUGCAUGUACAGGGAGAAUAUUGAAUUGUAAUUAGCUCUGGGUAUGACUCCCAAGCAAGAUACUUACUCAUGGGUUUAGUGAGGGCAUAGAAAUAUUCUAAAGAAAGGAUGCUGCUUCUAAUUGUCUAUAAAGCAGAGAAUUCCUAGAUGUCAACACUCACAUAAAUGGAUAUAUCUGUUGUGUAAUAAAUCGUUUUCUUUUCUCAUGCUCAGACUUACCAGGCAAUCCUGCCUUGUUUUUGUGCCUAGAGUGAAGUUAGGCCCUGAAUAAGGGCACUCACUAAGUAUGUGGAAUGAAACAGUGUGGACAGUUGCUUGCCUGCUUUACUGUGUACCCCCAAGAGCUACAAAUGAACCGAUUUCUAGGGUCAGAAUAUAAAGACUGGAACUGUAUGUUUUCCUAAUUCUUCACCUGGUUGUCAGAAGAAUUCACCACCUGGUAAAUCAUGACACUUUGAGUCAUUACUGACACAUUUCAAGUGAAGAGGGAGUGAGUGUUUUUUUCGUUUUUGUUUUUGUUUUUUUGUUAUGUGAAUAAAUGCAUUUCGUGUCUUCAUA
Molecule: messenger RNA, 6090 nt
Organism: Rattus norvegicus (Norway rat)
Lineage: Eukaryota; Metazoa; Chordata; Mammalia; Rodentia; Muridae
Source: RefSeq, a predicted model, not a curated record